Messenger RNA from Argiope bruennichi, 4477 nucleotides. Its product is annotated as lethal(2) giant larvae protein homolog 1-like. The coding region runs from base 179 to 3715 and encodes 1178 amino acids. The transcript has 26 exons. Lineage: Eukaryota; Metazoa; Arthropoda; Arachnida; Araneae; Araneidae. Gene Ontology annotation, cellular component: plasma membrane; cortical actin cytoskeleton; cytoplasm. The record is from RefSeq and is a predicted model, not a curated record. Gene Ontology annotation, biological process: regulation of establishment or maintenance of cell polarity; regulation of protein secretion; cortical actin cytoskeleton organization. Gene Ontology annotation, molecular function: GTPase activator activity; syntaxin binding; myosin II binding.
CUCAGUCGUACGCCUUUCUUGCGUUGUUCCCCGCUUUGGCAGUGCAUUGAAUGAGUGUUGUGACUGUUCUCUCAUUGUUGUGUCCAUUGUUGGAUAUUUUUACGAAUUUUGUGGAUUUAACUCUGAUUUUAAAGUGUAUGUGAACUUUAUUGUGUGAAAGCAGCUUUUAUCAUCUAAAAUGUUGAAGUUUAUGAGGGGAAAAGGUCACCACUUAAGUGCUGAAAGAUUGAAAUUGAAUAAAGAAUUAUUUUCUUUUUCAAAGACUACUACUCAUGGGUUUCCUCACAGACCUAGUGCUCUGGCAUGGGAUCCCAAACUGCAGUUGCUUGCAAUUGGAACUAAAAAUGGUUUGAUAAGAGUAUAUGGUGCUCCAGGUGUGGAGUUUGAAGGAACUCAUAAAGAAGAGGCUUGUGUUAUGGAAUUGUUCUUUCUUCCCGGACAGGGUCGUUUGAUCAGUCAGUGUGAUAACACCUCUCUACAUCUUUUUGAGCUUAAUGAAAAAGAUGGCAAGUGGAUGCUUGAAGAAGUGAAGUCAUGUUCUUUGCAAGGAAGAUUGAAAAAUAUCACAACAUGCUGUCUACCUUCAAGUGGAGAACACUUGUUGAUUGGUACUGAUGGUGGUAAUAUCUAUUUGCUAGAUGUAAAAUCAUUUGAAAUGACUGAUCAUAUCAUUUACCAAGAUAUUGUCAUUCAAAAUGUUCCUGAUGAUUAUAAAUUGAAUCCUGGCUCAGUAGAAGCUAUUGCUGAACAUCCUUUAAAUCCAGAUAAAAUAGUUAUUGGAUACAAUAGAGGGCUUAUGGUUUUGUGGGAUAACAAAACUUUGAAUUCUGAAAAUACUUAUGUUGGCAGCCAACAAUUGGAAUCUGUUUCAUGGCAUCACAGUGGCACAAAAUUUAUGAGUUCUCACAAUGAUGGCACCUAUGUAGUUUGGAGUUCAACUGACUCAUCAAAGCCUCAGGAAGCUCCUGUACCACCAUAUGGACCUUUCCCAUGCAAAGCUAUUUCCAAAGUAUUGUGGAGAUCAGUAAAAGGAGGUGAUGACUUUACAAUCUUUGCUGGAGGUAUGCCUCGAGCUAGUUAUGCAGAUAAAAAUACUGUGACAGUAAUGUGUGGUGACAAACAUCAAGUGCUGGAUUUUACUUCUAAAGUUGUUGAUUUCUUCACGAUAUGUCAUGGUGAUGAAGAAUCGGAGUAUGAUAAUCCUCACACUUUGGUUGUCCUUGCCGAAGAAGAAAUUGUCUUGAUUGAUUUAGAAUCUGAUGACUGGUUGCCAUUUAGACUCCCUCAUCUUUCUAGUUUGCAUAUGUCGUCAAUAACUUGCACUAGCCAUGUUUACGAUGUUCCUCAGGAUCUUUGGAACACCAUCAUUACUGCUGGAAAUAAACAGGUGUCUGGCAAAUACACUGAAAGAGAGUGGCCAAUAAAUGGUGGUGAAAACUUAGUUGAAAAUGCAUCUGUUCACAACCUCCUGUUGACUGGUCAUGAAGAUGGAUCAGUUCGAUUUUGGGAUGCUUCAGGAGUGGCUCUUGGCCACCUGUAUACCAUUCACACAUCUCAUAUUUUUGUUAGCGAAGAUGGAGAACCUCCUGUAGAUGAGGAAGAAUGGCCACCAUUCCGUAAAGUUGGCAGCUUUGAUCCUUACAGUGAUGAUCCAAGGUUAGCUGUAAAGAAAAUUUUGCUUUGUCCCUUGAGCAAGACAUUAGUUAUUGCUGGAACUGCAGGGCAGAUAAUAUAUUUUGAAUUGAAAGAUGAAGAAAUAGAAAAAGAACUAGAGGCUCACUCUGUAAACAUUGUUAGUGAUCGUGACAGCUUUGUAUGGAAAGGUCAUGAUCAGCUUUCUUUGAAACAAGGCAGCUUGAAGUUUGAUCCUGGUUUUGUUCCUGUAACCAUUGAGCAGCUGACUCCUCCUGCUGCAGUAACUGCUAUUGCUUUUCAUACAGAAUGGGGACUGCUUGCUGCUGGUACAGCUCAUGGAUUUGCACUCUUUGAUUAUAUACAAAAGAAGGCUGUUAUGUCUAAAUGUACUUUAAAUCCUAAUGAUUUGAUGGCUGUCGGUGAUGCAGCCAUGUCCAGGAAAAAGUCUUUUAAAAAAUCUUUGAGGCAGUCAUUCCGAAGACUGAGGAAAGGAAGAUCGCAGCGCAGCAAGAGAGACAAAACUCCUACAAAAGAAGAAACUAAAAGCCCUGCCAAAGAAAGCACAGCAGAAACGGAUACUGGUGCAGCAACUCCAGUUGUUGAAACCAAACCUGUUGAAAGACAAAUUGAGGCUCGUUCGGCAGAUGAUAGCAUGGGCUCCAUGGUUCGCUGCUUGUAUCUAGCUCAAAGCUUUAUCAUCAACAAUGCUUUGCAGUCUUACACACUCUGGGCUGGAACAAACGCAGGAGCUAUUUAUGUCUUUACAAUAUCCUUGCCCAAAGAAAAAGAUAACAGGAAGACAGAAGCAGUAGCUUGUCAGCUAGGUAAAGAAAUUCAGUUGAAGCAUAGGGCUCCAGUGAUAGCCAUUCAAAUCUUGGAUGGAUUAGGCCAUCCUUUGCCCGAGCCUUAUGAGGUAGAGAACAACAGGGCUAAAUCUCCUGAUCUCAGUGGAAACCACAGAGUCAUUAUUUGCUCUGAGGAACAAUUCAAGGUCUUUACCCUACCCAGCCUUAAACCUUUCUGUAAAUUUAAACUUACUGCUAGUGAAGGAGCCAGAGUAAGAAAAGUUGCCAUGAUCAAGUUUGUCAGCACAAAAGAUGAGAACUACAGUGAAGAUUGCAUGGCUUGUUUGACUAAUCAAGGUGAAAUCAGUAUCUUUACUGUACCUGAUCUUAGGAGACAACAAACACAUAAUGUCAUUAAGCGAGAAGAUAUUAAUGGUAUUUCCAGUGUAGUGUUCACAAAAACAGGACAGGCUUUCUACCUUCAUUCUCCAUGUGAAUUCCAGCGCUUUACAUUAUCUGCAAAAGACAUCUUAGAAGCCAAGUGUAAAGUGGAUCUCCCUGAGGGAGCCCGUCCACCACCUCCAAGCAGUGAGCCAGAAGAAUCUGCUGAGCAACAGACUGAGGAAGGGGGAGAGAUAAGCCCGGAGAAAGAGCAAGAAAAGGCAAUUGAUGUCGCCACUACUAUGGUGGAGUCUUUGAUAUUAAAAGACGAGAAAACAGAAUCUUCUGAAAGUAAACCAGAUGCGAAUGCAUCCCAAGAUGAGAGCAAGGGAGAACUUGAUAUCACUGUAGACAGUGUUAAAGAUCACAUAAGUAACCUAUGUACAGAAGGAGUGACUACUAUUGUUGAGAAGGCCGAAUCCUCUUCUAAAGUUGUGCAGGAGACAGUGACAAAAGUGUCCUCCACUGUGGUAUCCACAAAAGAAACUAUCAUCAAUGCUAAAGAGGCAAUGAUCACUACUUCCGACAAUGCUAAAGAGACUGUAAUAAAUGCAACAGAAAAUGCCAAGGAAACGUUUCUGAAUGCUACGGAGAAUGCUAAAGGAAUGUUUACUAAUGCCAAGAGUACUGCUAAAGAAACAAUUAUUAGCACAACAGAAAAGAUCACAAAUUCUACUACAUCUGCAUGCAGUGUGGUGAAGGGAGAGCUGAUUCAAGGCAGCCAAGUGACGGAACAGAUGCUGAAUGGCAUCUCGUUAACAGCACUUACCAAGUCUUCAAAGUCGACAACUUCCAAGAAUAAAGCUCCAACAGCUAUCCUUGAAGAAUUCAGUCAUGAUGAAGAUGGGGCUUAAAUUAUGUUCGAAUCAUUGCAAUGUGCAUACAACUCAUUUUUCAAACCUUGCAGUUAUGUACGUCCAGAAUUAGCCAUGCUUUUUUUUUUUUUUUUUUUACACCAUGGUUAUCUCCAUUAUAUGAACUCCUCAUGCUGUGCUCAAAAUAGGGAUAUAAAAUUGUGAUAAUCUACGGGAUCCAUGGAUUUAUAUAUAUUUUUAUAUCUAGUUCAUUUAGUGCUUAAAGACAGGGGUGAUUGUCAUUUUCUACUGUACUGUGUAAAUUUGAUAUUUUUUACAUUUUAAAUCAGUAUUCAAAACUUCAGAUAGCAGCUGGUUAAGGGGGAAAAUCUUACAGCAAAUAUUUUCUGCAAAUCCAAGAGAUUCAGAAAUUUUAUUUGCUGUUUUCAAUCGCCCCUGUUUCGAAGUGGUCAGUGUAGUUUCUUCAAACUGCCCACUGUACCAGUGUUUGUAAUUUAUGAUCUUAUAGCAGCUAUUGAUUCUUUUUAAAUGUUUCCCUUUAACUUAAGAUGUUGAUUUUUAACUAUGUAUUGUACUUUUAUAUUUUUGGCAGCAUUUAUACAUUUUUUUUUUUUUUUUUUUUUGUAGAUUCUGAAUUUUCAAUUUUUUAUUGACCAUGUAUUGAAGUAUUUUGCCACUGGUGGUGGGUUUGCCAGUGCAAAGAACAUUGUUCUAAUUUUUAAAUGCAAAACUUCAUAAAUACAUUUGUUCUUAAAUGUUCAUGUGUUUUAAACUGGCUAAUAAAAUUUAACUGUUUUGAAA